UUGCAGUUAAUGGGUUCAUGGAUCACCUAAUUUUGUGCACUGACACUAUUGCCAAAUUUGGGCCUCCCUCUGGUGAUAACUAUCAACACAUUUGAACAUAAGGAAGAGAUUUAAUAAUCAGGGGGUGAUCACAAUGCCUGAACAUGCGCCAUCUCCUUCCCCAAGUCGGGCUGUGUAUGGGUUUGUUUUGUAUUUGGGGUCAUGUUCAGCUCUGGGUCUGUACCUCAUGUGGGCAGUAAUGCCAGAUCCUGUCUUGCAUUCUUUAGGGUUGACUUAUUGGCCUCAGAAAUAUUGGGCUGUGACUCUACCCAUAUUUGGGUGUGUGCUCCUUGCAGUAUUUGCCUUUCUGUUUUACCCUGGUCUUAAUUUCAUGCUUGUACCUGCUGUUGAUGACUUACGUAAUGUUACUGACAGUCAUUCUAUACCUUUAAACGAAUCUUUGAUCACAGAAGUACCACCAGCUUCAGACCUUUCUUUGUCUGUAGUUUGUCGUGCUUUGUAUCUAAGAAAGAAUGAUACUGCCUCCAGUGAACCAAAGAGCACAUGAAAAGUGUACUUACGGAGCAAUUUAAUUUGUACCCUUUACAGCAGCAAUCGAUUUGUAAACAAAAGUAUACAGAGGUUAUUGAUAUUUUGAAAUAAAUAUUGUUCACAGCACCAAAA
This is a messenger RNA of Thrips palmi, 663 nucleotides long. RefSeq names its product phosphatidylinositol N-acetylglucosaminyltransferase subunit P (gene PIG-P). Gene Ontology annotation, molecular function: phosphatidylinositol N-acetylglucosaminyltransferase activity. The transcript has a single exon. Lineage: Eukaryota; Metazoa; Arthropoda; Insecta; Thysanoptera; Thripidae. The record is from RefSeq and is a predicted model, not a curated record. The coding region runs from base 134 to 547 and encodes 137 amino acids. Gene Ontology annotation, biological process: GPI anchor biosynthetic process.